This is a messenger RNA of Eutrema salsugineum, 5106 nucleotides long. Its product is annotated as probable helicase MAGATAMA 3. Bases 586 to 4575 code for a protein of 1329 amino acids. The transcript is spliced from 8 exons. Lineage: Eukaryota; Viridiplantae; Streptophyta; Magnoliopsida; Brassicales; Brassicaceae. Gene Ontology annotation, molecular function: helicase activity. The record is from RefSeq and is a predicted model, not a curated record.
GUAUGCUAAUUGCAAAAAUAUACCCCAACAAGCUCCUCUCUCUACACAAACACACACUGUGUCCCUUUUUCCUUUUUCUUUUUCGUUUGGCUCGUUCUAGAACGUCGGAUUAUUCCUAUUGGUCUUAAUCCAACGGUCGUGAUCCAACUUGAUAGAAAGAGUCUCGUCGUCUCUCAACCACCAGAUUAUUUUCUCUCCCUCCCCCUCCCUCUCGCUCUCCGCGUCAAACCCGAAAUCGACCAAGAGACCAGAUCUUCGAUCCGCCUCCGUCGCCGUCGGUUUCUUACGAUUGAGCCGCCUUUUCGAACUGUCUUCUCCGUUUUACUUUUCCUCGCCGGAGUUUGUUUAUCAUCUACGGAGAAAAAGAAAUUGGGAUUGAGAAAAUUUUAGGGCAUUUUCGUAUUUUCGUUGGACGAUCCGAGGAACCCUAUUGAGAGUUUGAUUGCUGCCCCUCCACCGACACCGUCAGUGACGCUGGUGUCUUCAGAGGGGAUACAUCUUUUGAUUCGUGUUAUUUUAGCAUCUUCUUCAGAAACAUAUUUCACUAUCUUGGAAUUAUACACUGUUUAUGACUAUACAUACAAGAUGGCUUCAGAAGGAAAAUUGUUAUUUGAUCUUAAUGAACUUCCUACAGAAGAUGAUGAUUUAAACUGCAAUCAGCCACAGAAGACUACCUCAUCUGCAAACCCUAAUACCUCUGGCUUGCUGGCAACACCAACGUGCUCCCAAGAUAAAGUAAACAACCGAGUGUUCUUGCAUGCAUCAACAGUGUCUGGUUUUCAGCCUUUUGUCCGCCCUGUAGCUGGUCAACAUACGGAUGUAACAGUUGAACAAAAGAUGGACGAGGAUUCUCAUAAGGUUUCAUUGUCAUCGUCGAGGUCAGACACAGUUCAGGAAGCAAAGGUUGCAUCAUCAGUAGUAACGAAUGAUGCCGGAGCACCUGAGAGAGAAGAAGGUGAGUGGACGGAGUCUGAGGCCCCUGCCAACGAGAAUGUACAUAGUAGUUCCGAUUACAAGGGGAUAUUAUCACGAGAACCAGAAACUGGUGUCUCUUCUGAUAAUUCUAAAGUUACAGAGAAAGAUAAUAGCACAGUAGGAUUAGAUGUUAACUCAAACUCUGGUCUCCAAAAGAGAAACGCCAGCCUCAUAUCAGAAGGCAGUGCUAAAGAUAGUGCAUCGUCAGAUGGCUCGCAAGAGCAGGGUUUAACAGUGAAGCCGAGAGAAACUAAAGGAAUUGAAGCAAGUCAUGCAAUCAAGUGCGCAAAUACCACUGUGAAAAGAAAGAUGGAUCAACAGAAAGAGACGAUGUUGGGAAAGAAACGCAACAGGCAGACCAUGUUUCUUAACCUGGAAGAUGUCAAGCAAGCUGGUCCUAUUAAGACGACCACACCUAGAAGACAAAAUUUCCCACAACCUGUUGUCACACGCACAGUUAGAGAAUCUCGUGGAGGUCCUCCACUUGCUGAGCAAGGAGGCGGGAUUGUAUAUAGGGAUCAGAAGCCAAAUGACAUUCCUAAUGGUGGCAUACAUCCAGAAACGUCUGAACAGAAGUUAGAAUCUAAUGGUGAAUCACAAUCCGGCUUGGGUGGCAAAACUAGGAGGAUGAACGGGGAUGCAGGACCUUCUUCUGAUGGGACAUCGACAUCAGUGUCAAGGCAGGGUUCAUGGAAGCAGCCGAUAAAUUCACGGCAGUCGAAAGCUGGUCAUUCGUCAAAUAGACAAGUCUCCUUGAGCAGUCAAAGUUCUGCAGACUCAAAGUUCGGAAACAAAAAAUUUACCUCGUUCAAGAAGCCAGUCACAAAUAGUAACCAAUACCAAGAUACAUCUGUGGAGCGUCUUAUACGAGAGGUGACCAACGAAAAGUUCUGGCAUCAUCCAGAGGAUACUGAGCUUCAGAGUGUUCCUGAGCGGUUUGAAUCCAUGGAUGAUUAUGUUAGAGUGUUUGAGCCUUUACUUUUCGAGGAGUGCCGGGCACAACUUUACAGUUCGUGGGAAGAAUUAUCCGAGGCAAAUUCAUACAUGAAGGUCAGAAUAAAGUUCGUCGAAAGAAGAGAGAGAGGGUGGUAUGAUGUGAUACUUAACUCAGUAAAUGAAUGUAAAUGGGCUUUCAAGGAAGGCGAUGUUGCAGUUCUUUCAACUCCUGUGCCUGAAUCAGAAGGAGAGCAUGAGGAUGCUGGACGUGUAGCUGGUACAGUUAGGAGAUAUAUACCAGUUGAUACUCGAGAUCCUCAUGGAGCAAUUCUCCAUUUCUAUGUUGGAGACUCUUAUGACGUUGGCAGUAAGAUUGACGAUAAUCAUAUUUUACGGAAGCUUAAACCUAAGGAGAUUUGGCAUCUGACAGUGCUUGGUUCGCUUGCAACCACACAGAGAGAAUAUGUUGCUUUGCAUGCGUUUGGUCAGCUUAACCCACAGAUGCAAAAUGCAAUUCUCAGGCCCAGCGCAGAGCAGUUUCCUAAUUACGGGGAGCAGACUCCUACAGUGCCUGAUUGUUUUACUCCGAGCUUCGUUGGCCAUUUGCAUAGAAGCUUUAAUGCUCCACAGUUGGCAGCAAUCCACUGGGCUGCAAUGCACACUGCAGCUGGUACUAGCAGUGGGGUGAAGAGGCAAGAUCCAUGGCCAUUUACUCUUGUCCAGGGCCCUCCAGGAACAGGCAAGACACACACAGUAUGGGGAAUGUUGAAUGUUAUCCAUUUGGUUCAGUAUCAGCAGUAUUACACUUCCUUACUGAAGAAAUUAGCUCCGGAAAGUUAUAAACAAGUUAAUGAGAGCAAUUCAGAUAGUAUUGUGUCAGGGUCUAUUGACGAAGUCCUUCAAAACAUGGACCAGAAUCUAUUUCGUACUCUGCCAAAACUGUGCGCUAAACCAAGGAUGCUCGUUUGUGCCCCUUCAAAUGCUGCGACCGAUGAACUUCUCUCACGUGUCCUUGAUCGUGGUUUUAUUGAUGGGGAAAUGAGGGUUUAUCGACCUGAUGUGGCUCGAGUAGGUGUUGAUACUCAAACUAGAGCUGCUCAAGCAGUUUCUGUGGAGCGAAGAAGUGAUCAGCUAUUAGCUAAGUCCCGUGAUGAAAUUCUUGGACACAUGCACAACCUCAGAAUAAGAUUAGCUCAGCUAUCUCAAGAUAUUUCUGGACUUAAAAGAGAACUUACUGCUGCAGCUUUUGCUAACCGUUCACAGGGAUCUGUUGGCGUUGACCCAGAUGUUCUCAUGGUUAGAGAUCAGACCAGAGAUGCAAUGUUACAGCGCCUUUCUGCUGUGGUUGAAGCCAGAGAUAAAGAUCUUGUUGAAAUGUCUCGCCUUCUUAUUGUCGAAGGAAAAUUUCGCGCUGGUUAUAAUUUUAAUCUUGAAGAAGCUCGCGCAAGUCUUGAGGCAAGUUUCGCUAAUGAGGCUGAAAUUGUUUUCACAACUGUAUCAAGCAGUGGUCGUAAACUGUUUUCUCGCCUGACGCAUGGCUUCGAUAUGGUGGUCAUUGACGAGGCUGCCCAAGCUAGUGAGGUUGGAGUUCUUCCUCCCCUUGCUCUUGGUGCUGCACGAUGUGUACUUGUCGGUGAUCCGCAACAGCUUCCUGCUACAGUUAUUAGCAAAGCUGCUGGAACCCUUUUAUACAGCAGAAGUCUCUUUGAAAGGUUUCAGUUAGCAGGUUGUCCAACUCUGUUGUUAACUGUUCAAUAUAGGAUGCAUCCUCAAAUACGUGAUUUCCCUUCAAGAUAUUUCUACCAAGGACGCCUCACGGACAGUGAAAGCGUUUCCACUGCACCUGAUGAGAUUUACUACAGUGAUUCUGUCCUCAAGCCUUACCUUUUCUUUGAUAUCAGCCAUGGACGGGAAUCGCAUAGAGGUGGAUCGGUGUCGUAUGAGAACAUUGAUGAAGCUCGCUUCUGUGUUGGGCUGUACAUGCAUCUUCAGAGGACUCUGAAGUCAGUGGGCGGUGGUAAAGUCUCAGUCGGGGUAAUAACCCCAUAUAAACUGCAGCUGAAAUGCCUGAAAAUGGAGUUUGGAAAUGCUUUGGGCCAAGAUGAAGUGAAAGAGAUUUAUAUCAAUACUGUAGACGCGUUUCAGGGUCAAGAACGUGAUGUCAUAAUCAUGUCAUGUGUGCGUGCUUCCAAUCACGGGGUUGGCUUUGUUGCUGAUAUCCGGCGGAUGAAUGUUGCUCUCACACGUGCCAAAAGGGCCUUAUGGGUGAUGGGAAAUGCGUCUGCUCUGAUGAAGUGUGAGGACUGGGCAGCACUGAUCACCGACGCCAGAGCAAGGAACUGUUUUAUGGAGAUGGAAUCUCUUCCCAAGGAUUUUCCGGUUCCAAAGGUACCUAGCUUUAUCCCAAAAGCGCCUAAUGCUAGAGGUUUCAGAUCAGGUGGGCCAAGAACCAGAUCCAUCGAUAUGCACACUGAGUCCGGGUCAGGGACACCAUCAGAAGACGACGAGAAGCUGAGCACAACAACAUUUUCAAGAAAUGGAAAUUCUCGAAGGGAGAAUUCAGUUGAUGAUUCUGAUCAGUCUGGGGAUAGGUAUAGAGAUGCUUGGCAACAUGGGAUCCAGAGGAGGCAAAAUUUUGGACGGCCUUUAGGGAGAAGAGACUAGUUUGUAAAUCCAACUGCUCUGAAGUGUGUAAACUUCAUUCACUGGAGGAGCUAAACAUGGGACCCCGAGGCGGCAAAAUUUUGGACGGCCUUUAGGGAGAAGAGACUAAUUUGCAAAUCCAACUGCUCUCAACUUCAUUCACUGGAGGAGCUACUGUGUCUAUUUGAGAUUUCAGAGCACCCGGCACCAGCUCACGGGCUCACAGGGUCUUCGCCUUCUCACAUCUUUGGGGACGGGUACGGCUCGAAGACGGCUUGGGGACGUCUCGAAGACGGCUUGGGGACGUCUCGAAGACGGCUCGAAGAUGGCUUGGAGACGACUCAAAUACGGCUCAAAAACGGCUUGGAAGCGUGACGUCAGACAAUUUGGGAUACUAAAAAUAUAUUUAACUAGAGAAAUCUAAAAUUGUACUCCAUUUGUUUUUUUAAUAUAGGGUGUUUUAGAGUUUUUAGUAUAUUUCACAAUAGAAAAUGUUUUCAUAUUCAUAUGCAAAUCUUUAAUAUAAUUAAUAGUUUAUGACGGCCACUUAUA